Salvelinus sp. IW2-2015 is the source of this 2009-nucleotide messenger RNA. It is a transcript of the gene cox15, whose product is annotated as cytochrome c oxidase assembly homolog 15 (yeast). The record is from RefSeq and is a predicted model, not a curated record. Gene Ontology annotation, cellular component: mitochondrial inner membrane. Lineage: Eukaryota; Metazoa; Chordata; Actinopteri; Salmoniformes; Salmonidae. Gene Ontology annotation, biological process: heme A biosynthetic process. Gene Ontology annotation, molecular function: oxidoreductase activity, acting on NAD(P)H, heme protein as acceptor.
GGUCAGAGUUGAAUUGCAUGGCUCUGUUAGGAAACACGGUUGUGUAACGUUUUUUUUUUUUUUAUCGUUGCCCGGUCUUCCUACGGCUGUUGCGUGAGAGGACCAUUUUAAAUAAGGAUGCUGCUCCCUUCGUUACGGACGUUGGUGUCGUGUGGCUGUCGAAAUGCUGGGAGAGGAUUUCAGCAGAACAAUCGGACUCCUCAUUUGCGGCAAUGGCUGGCGAAGAGAAGCCAGCACUCCAUCACAGCAGAGGCAGGAGCCAACACAGCACCAGCUACAGUUCCCAACGUGGCCACCAAUCGGCUCCUCGGCCGAUGGCUGUUGGGCUGCAGUGGACUGGUGGUCGGGGCAGUGGUGUUGGGAGGUGUCACAAGGCUGACUGAGUCAGGGCUCUCAAUGGUAGACUGGCACCUGGUGAGAGAGAUGAAGCCUCCUCAGACUCGGGCCGAGUGGGAGGCUGAGUUUGCCAAGUACCGGCAGUUCCCAGAGUUCAAAAUAAUGAACCAUGACAUGACUCUACCAGAGUUUAAGUUCAUCUUCUACAUGGAGUGGGGCCACAGGAUGUGGGGCAGGCUGGUAGGGCUGGCCUAUGUCCUCCCCACCAUCUACUUCUGGAAGAAAGGCUACUUCAACAGAUCUAUGAAGGGACGUGCACUGGGACUCUGUGGAUUUGUGUUCUUUCAGGGCCUCCUGGGCUGGUACAUGGUGAAGAGUGGUCUGGAGGAGAAGCCAGAGUCCUAUGAUGUCCCCCGAGUCAGUCAGUAUCGCUUGUCUGCUCACUUAGGUUCAGCUCUGCUGCUCUACUGUGCUAGUCUAUGGACCGGACUCACACUGAUGGUCGAGCCGCACAAGUUGGCUAAUACUAAGCGUCUGAACCAGCUGAGGAGGUUUGCUAAGGGCACUGUAGGCUUGGUCUUCCUCACCGCACUCUCAGGUGCGUUUGUAGCAGGGCUGGAUGCUGGGUUGGUGUAUAACUCAUUCCCUAUGAUGGGAGACAGAUGGAUCCCUGACGACCUUCUGGCCUUUUCUCCAACACUCAAGAACUUCUUCGAGAACCCCACCACUGUUCAGUUUGACCAUCGAGUUCUGGCAAUCUCGUCUCUGACGGCCAUCACAGGUCUCUAUAUGUUCUCCAGGAGGAUGAUGCUACCUAGGAGAGCUAAGAUAGCCAUAUCCUGCCUUACAGCUAUGGCCUAUGCGCAGGUUGCCCUGGGCAUCAGUACCCUGCUUCUUUACGUGCCCACUCCCCUGGCAGCGACCCACCAGUCAGGCUCUGUCGCUCUGCUCUCAUUUGCCAUCUGGGUCCUCGCAGAGCUCAGGAAGGUGGCAAAGUAGAUGCCCACUUUCCCAUGACUCAAACCAGUCCAAGGAGAAGAAAAAAAGAAUAUUCACAAGAUGUUCCAGGAAAAAAGAGAAGUGAGGAGAGAAUCAUUCUAUAAAACAAUGGAUUGGGUCUUUUGAUACUAUUUCGGGGAACUUCUAUGUUGCAAAGCUGCAAGCUUCUUCCAUGGGUUUGAAGUUAUAUCAUAACAUUAGAAUUCAGUCAUAUAAUGGUUGUUUUGAUUGAUGCAAUGGCAAGAAUGUUCAAGAUUAUUUUACAACAUUUUUCCCCUGCAGUGCCAGGAGGUGUCGCAGGUAGUUCAGAAAUCUCACUGAAAGGCAUUACUGUAGCUGAUGACAGAUGUAAUUUCAAUGUCACUAGAUAGUGACUAUUUAAUAAACUGAAAUUGAAUUGAGCAGUGUAGAAUUUUAGCAACCAGGAAAUUAGCGAUUUACACUAGAUGACACAGCCACAAAUUCAGAACAGCUUUCUAAGUUUGAAAACAGAUGCUGCUCUGGCGGGAGAAAUCAAUAGGUGAAUAUCACAGCCAAUCACAACACUGGCGGGUAAGUAAUACUGUGAAACACUGAUUCCACUGUUAGUGGCAGACAUAUUAUGGACAUUUUAUGAAAUUAUAUUGCAAAAAUUCUAAAAAAAAAUCCUAUGUUGGCACCUUUUAAUGCCUUCA